AAGCCGAAGUGUGCAGAAAUCCCUCUCCUCCAGGUACUAGCUCCCUAUUUCCGUGGAGAAAGAUUUCAGACCGAGGGACAGAGGGUAGCUGUCCUAUAGCCCUGCAGGUCUUCAGGUCUGUGGUUGUAGGCAUCAACCCAGACAAGAAAAGGAAAGACCUGCAGGACCAGUGCAGGAAAAGGAGGAAAAAUCUCAACAUGGAAAAGGUCUACAAAGAAAAUGAACAAAAGCCAGAAAACGAAGGAAACCUAGACAAUGAGGGAAAGCCAGAAGAUGAAGUAGAUACAGAAGAUGAAGGAAAAUCAGAUGAGGAAGAAAAGCUGGAAGUGGAGGGGAAGCCAGAGCAUGAGGGAAAGCUCCAGACUGAGGGACAACCAGAAGAUGAGGGAAAGCAAGAAAAGCAGGGCAAGUCUGAAAAUGAGGGAAAACCACACAGUGAGAGCAAACCAGAAUCCAUGGCAAUAGCUAAGAGUGAGUCACGGGCUGCUGAAAAGCGCCCAGCUGAAGAUUAUGUGCCUAGGAAAGCAAAAAGAAAAACGGACAGGGGGACAGAUGAUUCCCCCAAGGACUAUCAGGAGGACUUACAGGAAAGGCACUUGGGCAGUGAGGAGAUGAUGAGAGAAUGUGGAGAUGUAUCGAGGGCUCGGGAAGAGCUAAGGAAAAAACAGAAAAUGGGUGGUUUUCAUUGGAUGCAAAGAGAUGCACAGGAUCCCUUUGCCCCAAGGGGGCAACGGGGUGUCAGAGGAAUGAGGGGCGGAGGUAGAGGCCAGAAGGACUUAGAAGAUGUUCCAUAUGUUUAAUGCCUUCGGCCUUCAAUUCUAAUUUCUCUAGUGAGAAUAAUGCUGACCCUGCUUUCCCUGGCAGGCUUAUGCCAGGCUAUAUGCUUUAACCUUAAGCUGAUACUUUGCUUUAGGUGUUACUCCGUUACCAGCAGCCUUCUGACCCAACUGCAGCACUCUGUCUUUCAGUAGGGAACUUUCACCCAUGUGCAUGGAAAAGAUGUUCAUGGUACAUUGUAAAAUAAUAAUAAAAAACAGUUUUUAGAACCGCA
This is a messenger RNA of Suricata suricatta (meerkat), 1051 nucleotides long. It is a transcript of the gene TCEAL5, whose product is annotated as transcription elongation factor A like 5. Lineage: Eukaryota; Metazoa; Chordata; Mammalia; Carnivora; Herpestidae. The transcript has 4 exons. The record is from RefSeq and is a predicted model, not a curated record. Bases 198 to 800 code for a protein of 200 amino acids.